Molecule: messenger RNA, 1127 nt
Organism: Cydia pomonella (codling moth)
Lineage: Eukaryota; Metazoa; Arthropoda; Insecta; Lepidoptera; Tortricidae
Product: ribonuclease P protein subunit p40-like
Exons: 1
Coding region: 102-1121 (339 amino acids)
Biological process (GO): tRNA 3'-end processing; tRNA 5'-leader removal; endonucleolytic cleavage in ITS1 to separate SSU-rRNA from 5.8S rRNA and LSU-rRNA from tricistronic rRNA transcript (SSU-rRNA, 5.8S rRNA, LSU-rRNA)
Cellular component (GO): ribonuclease MRP complex; multimeric ribonuclease P complex
Molecular function (GO): ribonuclease P activity; ribonuclease MRP activity
Source: RefSeq, a predicted model, not a curated record
UGUCAACAAAAUUUUGAGGUUAACGAAUUAGAAAUGCAAAACAACAGUUAUAGCCGGUUCGCAGCUUUUUAGUAUUAACAUAGAAAUAAAUAUGCACAAAAAUGCUGUGUCCAGAAAUCUAUAAUUUUCCUUCUCCGAAAAUAAUAUCUUCGUCCAAGAAGCAUGAAAACUUCGAAGCCGCAAUGAGCAGCAUUCGAUUAAACACAUUCUAUAAAAGCUUAAUUGUGACAUGCCCUGAUGAAAUACACGCUCCAAGCUCCAUCGAAGAAGCAAUUACAGAAGAUACGGAAUAUUACAAAGUCACCAACUGUUCUCUAACAGAGUUUAUAAAAGUGGAUUUCAUUGAAAACUUUGUAAAGAAAGGAAGCUUACAUUGUAUGAGUGUAGUUAGAAACUGUGUUGUGGAUAAUUGUGCUGCGAUAACACCAGACGGUGUACUAACCUUACACGUUUUAGAUUUUAUUUACCAGCAAUUGGGCUUGGAAGGCACAAAACGUCAUCAUAACUUUUAUGAAGUAAAAAUAGACUUGAGUAAUCUAAAACAUAGUGCCAAACUUGCAGGUAGCCUUGGUAAACUUGAAACAUACGACUUUUUCGUGUCAUGGGAGCCAAAAAGUGAAGAUGUGUGCCCAUCAUCAGUAGCUAAGUAUUUUUAUGAUAAUGAUAUCAAUGUAGCUUUAUGUACUGUAAAGAUAGACCAUGUAUCUCCUUCAGUUGAAGAAAUACCCGCUUUAGAUGCAGAGCUGGAUGAGAUGUCAGAAUGGAUUGGUAUGCUCGCACAUAAAGCUGAUACAAACCCAACAGAAUCAUAUAUUAGUUCAUACAGCCCACCAGAAAGUGAAAAUGCCCUGAAAUCUUCAAGAAUAACCCUUCUGACUGCUAAAGGGUUCUUCACUCCAGCAACUGUGGAGCGAGUUUGCAGGAAAGUUGAGGAGUAUGUAAAGAGCAGAGAAAUGGAGCAGUAUUGGGCGUCAGUGAGUGUACAGAGCUUUGAGAACUGCCUGUGGCAGUGGACUCGAGGCAGCCCUAGGAUGUUCCAGGCUCAUGAUUCUUCCUGCAACCUGUUCUUUAGCCAUACCAGUGUAGCGGAGCACUGUGUUGGCCAAAUAAAAUAUGCAUAGCACUUU